Molecule: messenger RNA, 3084 nt
Organism: Phoenix dactylifera (date palm)
Lineage: Eukaryota; Viridiplantae; Streptophyta; Magnoliopsida; Arecales; Arecaceae
Product: wall-associated receptor kinase 2-like
Biological process (GO): protein phosphorylation; cell surface receptor signaling pathway
Cellular component (GO): plasma membrane
Molecular function (GO): calcium ion binding; ATP binding; protein serine/threonine kinase activity
Source: RefSeq, a predicted model, not a curated record
CUUUAGCUUUUGCGUCGUUCUGCGCUGGGGGAAUUGCUUAGCCGGGCUAUGAGCCUAUGAUGAUAAUGGAGUUCGUCAAUGUGGGGCAGCCGUGACGCCGGAGCUCUGUCAAUUUAAAGGAUACCAUAGCCCAAAAUAGAUCUGCAAAUGGAGCAGCACUCAGCCCCCCUUGUGAGGAAGAAGCUAGAAAGAAUGGUUUGGCAAGCAGCUCUUCUUGUUCAGUUGGCGAGCCUUGCAGCGGCAUCAGGAGAACGGCAUAUCGCUCGGUCCGGCUGCCAGGCGAAGUGCGGAAACGUCAGCAUCCCCUACCCUUUCGGCAUCGGCGAAGGCUGCUUCCUCCAUGGCUUUGAAAUCACAUGCAACACAUCCUUCAACCCUCCCAAGGCCUUCCUUGGCAGUGGCAACAUCGAUGUCGAAGAGAUCCAGCUUCUCAAGGGUCGUGUGGUCGUCAAUAAGCUUAUAGCCCGUGACUGCUACGCCAAGAAUGGCAGCCGCCGCAAUAGCACGUCCACAAGCAUCGUGCUUUCCAAGCCCUACAUGUUCUCCAGCACCCGCAACAAGUUCGUGGCGAUCGGGUGCGACACCAUCGGACGCCUCGAGGACAUGGAGUCGAAGUUCGAGACCGGGUGCUUGUCGCUGUGCAAUAGCACCAGCUACAUCACUAAUGGGACCUGCAACGGCAUCGGCUGCUGCGAAACAGUUAUUCCAAAGAAACUCAGGUCCUUCGAGGUCUACGUCAGCAGCUUUCGCAACCACACCGAGUGUUGGGAUUUCAAUCCUUGCAGCUACGGCUUCUUGGCUGAUGAGGGGCGGCUAAACUUUAGCGUCGACAGCUUCUCUCGUCUUGCCAGCACGGAAAAGAUCCCGGUGACGCUGUCCUGGGCCGUACGGGACAAGAGCUGCGAGGAAGCUCGCAAUAACCGGACGAGUUUUGCGUGCAAGGCCGAGAACAGCUACUGCGUGAACUCCACCAACGGAGGGGGAUACCGCUGCAAUUGCUCAGAAGGAUUUGAGGGCAACCCUUAUCUAGAAGACGGAUGCCAAGAUAUUGAUGAAUGUGCAUCUUCACCCUGCGUAGAAAGAUGUGAAAAUUUCCCUCCAGGAAACUAUACCUGCCGUUGUCCUUGGCACAUGUAUGGGGAUGGCAAGAAAAAUGGAAGCGGCUGCAAAUCUAUAUCCAAGCUCCUCCACUGGGUUCUAGGCUCAGGGUUUGGUCUCUUAGUUCUCGCGGUCCUCAGUUCUUUGCUUUAUCUGAUGAUCAAGAAGCGAAGACACAUUAAGCUCAAGGAGAAGUUCUUCAAAAAAAAUGGAGGUCUUCUGCUACAGCAGCAACUCUCUUCGCUAGAGGGUAGUGCCCCAGUGACAAGGUUGUUUACCACAGAGGAGCUCUUAGCAGCUACUGACAACUACUUGGAGAGCCGCAUCCUCGGCCAGGGAGGUGCCGGGACAGUAUAUAAAGGAAUUCUUUCGGACAAAACAAUCGUGGCGAUCAAGAAAUCCAGAAUAUCCGAUGAUAGCGAAAUCGAGCUGUUCAUAAAUGAGGUGGUGGUUCUUUCCCAGAUCAACCAUAGAAACGUAGUGAAGCUCUUGGGGUGUUGUCUGGAAACCAGAGUCCCACUGCUCGUUUUUGAAUUCGUGCCCAACGGAUCCCUCGCUCACAUGUUACACAGUGAAGGUGGCAAAGCCUCGCUGUUCUUGGAGUGCCGUCUGAGGAUCGCAACAGAAGUAGCAGGAGCGCUGGCUUACCUGCACUCCGCAGCCUCGGUGCCUAUUAUUCACAGAGAUGUCAAGCCCAGCAACAUACUCUUGGAUGAGAACUACACAGCGAAAGUAUCUGAUUUCGGAACUUCGAGGCUGGUUCCCUUCAAUCAGAAAGCAUUUGAAUCAUUGAUUCGAGGGACCUUUGGAUACGUGGAUCCUGAGUACUUCCUCACCGGCAUGUUCACCGACAAAAGUGAUGUCUAUAGUUUUGGGGUGGUUCUGGUCGAGCUCCUCACAGGUGAGAAGCCAGUAGUACCGACAAAAUCGAUGGAGUUCACCAAUCUCGCCUUGCAGUUCGGUUCUCAUGUGAAGGAAGGCCGUCUUCUCGAGAUUCUGGAGCAACGUCUAGUCCAAGAGGGAUCUCCUGAGCUGCUUCUAGCAGUUGCGGAGCUUGCGACCCGAUGCCUCAGCUUGAAGUGGGAAGAAAGGCCUACGAUGAAGGAAGUCGCCAUGGAGUUGGAGGGGCUGAGAACAUCCAGCAGGCAUCCUUGGGUUGAAAAGAACGAAGAAGAGGGAGACCGUUUGACGGCAAUUGAAUGCUCCACAAGUACCUUUGGUGAGGGUGAUUCUUCCUCGCACAUCAUGCUGUCCUUCGACAUCUCGCGAGAAAAUAUUGCACUUCGACCUCGAACUAGACCAAUCUCAUUGACCUCAGAUGUAAACCGAGGCGAACGAUGUCGGCCUCAACUGGGGAGCAUACCAGCUUAGGAACCUCCAGCCGAGGAGAACAAUCAGUGAGCAUCGACAAAGACUGACAGCCCUAACAACCGACAACCUUGCAGGCCGUAAUUGCGGCAGCACCACACUCUGCGCCAGGCCUGUGCGGCAUGCCUCCCACGUGGACUGAUCUCUGCACUACAUCCUAUCACUGGUUAUUGCCUAUCCAUCAUUUUACGCCACGUUGGCCCAGGUAACAACAAAGUUGAUUUUUCUAUAUAAAGGGGGAAACUUGGGGGACCUCACAAAGCGACCCUCUACUAAAAUCCUCUCCCUUCCAUAUCGUUGCCUUGAUAUGCAUUGAAAGGUUCCUCUCCAGAAACUCUCCAAAAGUGGACUUCUUGAAGGCCAUCCAGUGGAGGAGACCAGCGCCCGACGCCUCAACUAGCCUACUCAGUCCGCUUCUAGCAGACCUUAGGGUCGUCCAAGCUGCUCUCCCACCUUGGUCCGAAUUCGAAUAAUGGUUAUAUAGCAGCCAUUUGUUCUCCAAAUUUGCCGAAAUUGGGAUUAUUUUGGAAGAUAGAUUGUGAAUAAAAUAUAGGUGGGCAUUUUGGCGUGACAGGGCUUUGAACAUUUCCGGCUAUCGUCCGAGAAAAUGCAACCGAA